This is a messenger RNA of Plectropomus leopardus (leopard coralgrouper), 4652 nucleotides long. RefSeq names its product centrosomal protein 135 (gene cep135). The record is from RefSeq and is a predicted model, not a curated record. NCBI's taxonomy places the organism in Eukaryota, Metazoa, Chordata, Actinopteri, Perciformes, Serranidae.
AUCAUCGGCGCUCUUUUCAAACCCCUUUACCGCGGAAACAUGUUAACUCAAGAGCUGUUAAUCAUCAAACUUUAACGGAAAUCAAAAUAUAACGCUAAAAUGAAUUUGCAGCAGAUUAUUGGCCUAACGGAGACAUUUGUGUCGGUUAUGUAGAACCAAGUAGACGUUUGUUAAGCUAGCUGUCAGACGAGCCAACACGUGCCACAUCACAGCUAUGAACAACAGCGCAGAGAGGAAAUAUGUCAAUCUGAGGAAGCGUCUGGAUCAGCUGGGCUACCGACACCCACUGGGGAUAGAGUCACUGCCACUGGUGGAGAAACUAUUCAGUGACCUUGUCCACACAACAGAAAGCCUGCGCAAUGCCAAACUGUCAGCAGGGAAGACUGAAAAAGAAAGUCGAAACUUUGAUGCUCUUCUGGAACCGUACAGGGCGGAGAAUGCCCGCGUGGUCAGAGAGAACAAUGAGCUGCACCUCGAACUUCUCAAGCUGAAGGAGGAGAAGGACCGUGUCAGCAGAGAGCUCAAGACGCACAUCAGAAAACUGGACCACGAAACGUCUGACUUGAAGUUUUUAAAUAAUCAGUAUGUGCACAAAGUUCGCUGUUUGGAGAAGGACAGCAAAGCAAAAGCUGAGCGCAUCCAACAGCUGCAGGAGAAGAACAUGCAAGCUGUGGUGCAGACACCAGGUGGAAAAAAGCGCAGCAUCCCUUUCAGACGACAGAGAAUGCAGAUUGAUGAGCUCGUACCUUCCUCCUCUACAUCAGCUUAUCCUGUAUCGCAGCCUGAUGAUCCGUAUAUAGCCGACCUUCUGCAGCUGGCAGAUGGAAGAAUAAAUGAGCUACAGGAAGACAUCCUAAAAGUCAAACUAGACCUGGAAAAUGCUCACGAAUGUAUAAAACACUUAAAUACACAGGUGGAGGAGAGGGACAAAGAGAUCGAGCGUAUGAAUCGUGCGCUUCAUGGAGGACGACCUCAUGAUGUAGUCUCCCUUGAGGCUCAGAACAUCAGCAACGAGAAACUGAUCGCCCAUCUCAACCUUCAGAUUGAGUACCUGCAGGAGGCCAACAGGGCACUGGAGCAGAAGGUCGAGGCGCUGCAGCAGAAGAAGAAGGACGCCUCCACCGAAGUGGCAAAUCUGUCUUUAAAGAAUCUGGAGCUGUGCGAAGAGCUCACGCACAUAGACGACCUCGCAAAGAGGCUAGAGAUGGACAAGGAGCAUGUGCUGGAAACUGCUGACAUGGAACUGCAAGAAACUAAAAAAGAAAUUCAAAGGCAACAGAAAAUUAUUGAAGACUUAGAGGAUAUCAUCACAAAAACAAGGAGGGAGCAGUCUGAAGGUGACUUUGAAAAAGACCGACUUCAAGACCAGCUGGUGGAGCUCAAAGAGCAGAAUGAGAAGAUGGAGGGGCUGGUGAAUUUCCUGGAGGAGGAGAAAAUCAGGCUGCAGGACAAAAUAGAGAAAAUGAUGGCAACAGACAAAGACGUGGUGCUGGAGUUGGAGGCCAUGCGGGCUAAACAUGGCGUUUGUGGAAGGGAACGCUCCCCAUCGCGGCUGGACGCAUUCGUCAAGAGUCUAGAGGAGGAGAGGGAUUUCUAUCGUCAGGAGGCCGAGCGCUACAAAAGAGCCAGAGGUGGCUCGGAUGUCAGCCCCAGUCGUAGUCCAAACAAGGGCAGGAGUCCCAGGUCCAAAAUAACGAGGGGUGUUGUUGCAGAGACAGAACUGCUUCGUUUAGUAAAGGAAAGAGACGAGCUGAAGGCGGCUCUGCUGGACUUUGAGAGGCACAUGGAGGACAUCCAGGACAAUGUGAAGGGCCUCAGCUCUGAGAGGGACCAUUUCAAAACACUGUUCAAACAAGCUCAAGAGGACCUGAAGCUGGCCCGUAGCACAGAUAUGUCAGCUGACAUCUUGAAACUGAAGGAGGAGAUCACACAGGGAGAAAUCAGAAUCCAGCAGAUGACAGCUGAAAGAGACACACUGAUGGAGAGGUUAAAGGUUGCCCAAUCGUGUGCUCUCACAGACAGACAGACAGAGGAGAGGAGGAUAUUUGACCUGGAGAAUGCCGUUAAGAGUUUGGAGCGAGAGCGACUGGACCUGCGGUCACAGGUGUGCUUGCUGAAGGAGAACAGGGAGGCUGCUGAGGAGGAGCUGAAGGUUCGGUCCUCUGCUCUGGUCCAGAAUGCAGAGGAGGUUUCCCAACAGAGGGCGGAGGCUAAUGCUCUGAGGCUGCUACAGGAACAGAUGGAGCAGUCUCUGUCUGAUACCCAGCACAGGCUGUCUGUGAAGAUAAAUGAGCUGCAUGCUGCCCAUCAGCAGAUUGAGAAACUGGAGGAGACAAUAGGGGAGCUGAGUCAGCGAGGCGCCAAGCACAAGGAGGAAGUGGCUGCUCUUCAGAAGUCCAUCUCUGCGUUGGAUCGAGAGAAAGAUGCUCUGCAGGACGAGGUGGAUCAAAAGACUGAAAAAGUGGUUGUUCUCCAAGAGGAACUGUCUAAAAAGGAACAUACCCUUGAAGAUGUGAGGCUAACAGUCACAAACAUGGAUAACUCAUUAGCUCAGCUGCAGGGGGCGUUAAACAGCCGUGAGAGGGAGAUCACCAGCCUGAGGAGGCAGCUAGAUGCCUGUCAGGAGGAGCUGGCUGGACUCAGGAGAGACAAAGAAAUCACAAUCAGAGAGAACAGGAGGCUGCAAGAUGACCUCGCUACAAUGACCCGAGAGAACCAAACUGUACAUGUGGAGAUGGAGGAGGCGCUGCAUGAGAAGGAUGAGCUGAAGAUGAGGGUCCACUCUUAUAUUUCUGAAGUGUCCAGGAUAGAGAAACUAAUGUCCACAAAGGAACAGGAGAACAGGGACUUGCUGGAGCGUUUUAAGAUGGCCCACUCUGAGGUGGAGGAGCGGGAGCAGAAGUUGCAACAAGCUGAAGGCCUCAAUAACUCCAUCCGCCUGGAGCUGCUGUCUUCAGACACAGAACGCAGGCGCCUCCGCGAUACUGUCGGCCACCAGGAGAGAGAAAUCCAACAGCAUGCACAGGCCUUACAAGCUUAUGAGGCCCAGGUGUCGUCACUGGUUCGAGGGAUGUCCCGAUUAGAAGAGGAGCUGCACAAAACACAGGAGGAGAAGGCCGCACUCCUCUCGGAUCUGGCAUCCGUCAGGGAGCUGUGCGUCAAACUGGACUCUGGCAAGGAGCUCGCUGCACGUCAGCUCACCUCCAGGAGCAUGGACUUAGAGAGGGUCACAGGAGAGCUGGAGGAUGUUCGGUCAGAAGCAGAGCUACUGAAAAAACAACUGGCCAGUGAGAGGCUGACUGUCCGUAACCUUGAGACGCUUCUCUCCACCAAUCGGCAAAAGGAGUUCCAAACCCACCUGACGGCCAGUGAGAGAGAGUCGGAGCUGAAGGUCCUACGUGACCGGCUGACUCUGGCCGACAGCAAAACUGCGGAGCAUGCCAGGGAGGUGUCCCAGCUCCGCGGAAAAGUGUCUCAGCUGCAGACGGAGAUGGACGUCCUGAAAAGACAGUUGAUGACUGAACGCUUUGAACGUGAAAGGGCAGUUCAGGAGAUGCGCAGACAGGGUGUGUCGUUCUCAUCUCUGCAGAGUUCGUCGUCCCUCAGUGUGUCCACCAGUCCCCAUCACACGUCCCCAGAGCGCUCCAUCCUCCGAACUCUGAACCGCUCCACCGACAAGUCAGCAGACAAAAGUGUGAGCUUCAAGGAUUAGCGACUGAAGAAACAGACAAAUGAAGGAUGUGAUGAGUGAGUCAGAAACCACUUAAAGCUUGUGCUGAAAUGUGGCGGUCUCCACAAGUAACAUUAAUUAGCCUCUAGGAACUUAAUGCACCAGUCCAGGCUGAGGCACUGUGGGUGAAAUCACACCUGGGUGUUUAACAGAAACUAAUGACUGUGCAGACUUUUUUUUUUAUCGAAAUAUCCAAGUUCUUAUUGACUCCACUUGAAUAACUGAAUGCAAAGUGACUACGUUUUCAUGCAAACCAGUUUUCUUCUUUUAUUUCAAAUGGGACAAUAUUCUGAAUUGGAUGCGGGUCAUGUAAACAGCAUAUGUAGCAAUUUCCAUUUAAGACAUAUCAGAUAUGUCUUAUUCAGGUUUUAGGAGCAUUCUUUAAACAUGAACAGGAAUAUUGUCUUUUUUGGACUAAGGGCAAAAAACAGAAUCUUUUGUGUGUGUAAACUUAUUCAUUGAUGAAAUUAGGGUUCCACUUUGAGUGAGUACAUGCCUCUGAAAUGAAUUUGGUUUUCAGCAACUAUAACCUCAAAAUGUAGCAAGAGAAGUAUUAGGUCAACCCUGUGGUUUUGUGCAUUAUGCUUAGUAUUCAUGUUUUUUUAAAAUGUUGUUUAAAUUAUUAAAUUAUUCAUAAAAUAAAGCGAUACAAAAUAACAGAAACUGCAGUGAUGUGCAUCACAAAAUUUGAACUUCUGUUUUAUUACAAGGUAAAUAGUCUGCGGUUUUGGAAAAGAUGGAAGAUGGAUGGGGAGGAGGGACUGUGACGUAAAACAAAAAAAAAGACAAGCUUGAUUUAAAAGCCACAAACCUGUGAGUUUGUGUUUUAGCCUGCUAAACCACUGAAGGCCCACAGAGGCUAGAAACACUUAAACCUUAUCCACUGCGUACAUGAAGAAACAUGCAAAAUACAAAGUUUGGU